Messenger RNA from Sycon ciliatum, 3980 nucleotides. RefSeq names its product cartilage oligomeric matrix protein-like. The transcript has 33 exons. The record is from RefSeq and is a predicted model, not a curated record. Lineage: Eukaryota; Metazoa; Porifera; Calcarea; Leucosolenida; Sycettidae. The coding region runs from base 200 to 3505 and encodes 1101 amino acids. Gene Ontology annotation, biological process: cell adhesion. Gene Ontology annotation, cellular component: extracellular region. Gene Ontology annotation, molecular function: calcium ion binding.
AUCUAGCGAACCAGUAGCUGAGCCAGUGAUCCGGCCAUCAAAGCAACUGGAUUCCCUUGGCCAUAUCCACCUGACCAAGGCCAUACAGUUUGUCUUUAUCACUUGCAGGUAGUGAGUUGAUACCAUUGUUGCCAUUGCCUCGCUUGUUGGAAAGACAACAAGUAGUGGGUAGGUUAGGCCUUCUUCAUCUUGCUUCAAGAUGGGAAGGGGUCCCGUAUGUCUCCUUGUGAUCCUGAGCGCGUCUCUUGGACUUGUCGACGUAACACACGGUCAGACCAGUCAGCCAGUAACCUGUGCCCCGCAGUCAUGCUCAGACAUCAGAGAGAGGUAUUAUCAACUGGUGGAGGAUUACCGUGUUCUUCGUCAGGAAUACAUCGCUAAUCUCACUUAUUGGAGGGAACAAGUCCUCAACCCUUGGUUAGCCAGUCGAGAUACGUGUACAUCAUGUUGUCCUGGAAGUGGUACUGCUCAGCCCACAGCACCUACCGUCACCUGUCCGCCAGGGUUCAACUUACGGGAUGGCCAGUGUGUUUCUGAUCAAACUGUCUCCACUGCUCCAGCACCAACCACACCACCACCAUUACCCACCACUGCCGCCCCAACUACAGCUGCUGCCCCAACUACAGUUUCUUGUGAAGUUGGCUAUCGACUUGUUGGUGGAUCCUGUGUCGAUAUUGACGAGUGCGCUGGGACUAGCCACAAUUGUCCCACUGCCAGCAACUCACUGUGUCUAAACCAGCCGGGAUCAUUUAGUUGUCAGUGUAGACCAGGGUAUACUGGAGAUGGCUUCACUUGUACUGGUAUUGACGAAUGUGCACUUGGCUUGCACAACUGUGCUCCGCUUGGCAGUCAAUGUGUCAACACAUUGUCUAGUUUUAUCUGCUUGUGUAACACUGGCUUUAAUGGAAAUGGCACCUUCUGUGCAGAUGUCAAUGAGUGUGAUCAAGUAGGGAGAUGUCCAGCAAAUUCUAUGUGUUCCAACACCAUCGGCAGCUUUCUUUGCACGUGUAUUCCCGGCUAUAUGAUGAACAAUGAUGGACAAUGUGUUGCUAUCCCCACAACACAGCCAGCAGCAACACAGCCUGCAAGCACCCCACCUGCCACAACACAAGCAGCAGCGCUUUGUCAACUAUCUCAACUCUCUUGCAAUGCCAUGACUGAAGAGCCAAAUCUGAUUGCUUGUAGCUGUGUGUGCCGAGCGGGUCUGACCAGGAAUGCUCAAGGUGCGUGCGUGGACUGCAGUGGCAUAGUGUGUCAUCCCCAGGCUACGUGCGUCAUUGCACAACGCGAAAGAGACUGCACUACGUCCAGCGUUGUGACGUAUUGUACGUGCAAUGUAGGAUAUGCAGGUAACGGUAUCGUCUGUGGACUAGAUGGAGAUCUUGAUGGUAUACCCAAUGAGAACAUUUCCUGUUCUGGACCAGAGUGUAUGGCCGACAACUGCCCAGAGUUCCCAAACAGUGCUCAAGAGGAUAUUGAUGGUGAUGGCAUGGGAAAUGUCUGUGAUGAUGAUAUUGAUGGUGAUGAGUUGACCAACAAUCCACUACGGGAUGCUUGUAUAUUCACCCCCUUACCUCCCGGUGUUACCCAGCGCUUGUCAGACACAGACACGUUUGGUGACAGUUGUGACAAUUGCCCCACUAUCUCCAAUGAAGACCAGAGUGAUAUAGAUGGUGAUACAGUAGGAGAUGUUUGUGACGAUGAUAUUGAUGGUGAUGGUCUUUUGAAUGGAGAUGACAAUUGUCCCAAUAGCAACAAUACAAAUCAAGCAGAUGGUGACCAGGAUGGAGUUGGGGAUGUAUGUGAUAACUGUCCACUCACUCCCAACAGCAAUCAGGCUGAUUUUGACAACGAUGGCCGAGGAGAUGUCUGUGAUGAUCCCAAUGACAGAGAUGAUGAUGGUAUUAAGGAUCAGUUUGACAACUGUCCUGAUGUGCCCAAUGCUCCACAAAUUGACACAGAUGGCGAUAACAUUGGCGAUGCGUGUGAUAGUGACAUUGAUGGCGAUGGGGUAUUGAACAAUGUGGACAACUGCUUGCUCAUUGCUAAUCCUGCUCAAGUUGAUAUUAACAGUAACGGCCGUGGAGAUGUAUGCGAUACUGACUUUGAUGGCGAUGGUACUAUUGAUUGUGAGGACUCUUGUCCGCAGGAUGCUAAUGUCGGAGCACUGAAUCUCUGCAACUUACAACAGUUCAAUAUUGAUCCGCUUCGUAGAGAACAGACUGAAGCCGUGUGGCGCUCAUCCCCGACUUGCAGGGAGGUUGUUCAGAGUCUGAAUGCUGAUCCAAGUGUUGUAGUAUCACAACAGCGUUUCUCCAGUAUUAUCUUCGAAGGUGGUAUCUAUGUAGCCUCGGACCCAGUCAACCAAGAUGAUGAUUUUGUCGGUAUUGUCUUCUCCUUCCAAAGUACUAAUCGUUUUUACAUCCUGCACUGGAAGCGAGGAGAACAACCUACAUUCACAGAUGAUCCAUUCAGAGGAUUCAACUUUCCUGGCAUUCAGUUGAAGCUUGUCAACUCCAGCACCGGAAUCAACAACACAUUCUUACGUUAUGCACUGUGGCACCACUUGGAUAUUGAGGGAGAGACAACCGUGUUGUGGGAGCAUAUUAACCGUACAUCUACAGCCAGCCGAGUGAACGAUGAGUUUGGAUGGAGGCCCGAUACGGCGUAUCGAUUCCGUGUAGAACAUGAUACGUCUCAGGGAAGAAUUGAAGUGACAAUUUUUGAGGGAUCCAGAGUGUUUGCUUCGUCAGGGCCAAUUUACAACAGUUUCUUGACUGGAGGGCGCAUCGGCUUCUACGAUUAUUCCCAAGCCCGAGCUAUCUUCUCUGACUUGCGUAUCCGGUGCAGUGGACCGUCAAACUAUGCUCUUUCAUUCGAUGGUGCUGACAGUGGUGUGCAGCUGCCAGCGUAUUCACAAUUGUUUGAUAGGACUCUCAGCUUCACGGUAGACUUAAAUGUGUACCCAACCAACACGAGGGAAUCUAUCAUCUUUGGUAGUGAUGCUCCGUCAACGCUGCGGGGUCUCUUCAUCUCAAGCAACAUGCGUGUAACAGCCCGAUGGGAUGUGACGUCCGUAACAUCAUCCCAGCCUCUGCCACUCAACACCUGGAGUAGAGUGUCUAUGUCGUAUGAUGCAAGUACAUCUCAACUGUCCCUACGCAUGAACUGUCAAUUGGUUGGUUCAACAACUCUAUCAAAUGCUGUUAUCUCCGAAGCAUCCCAGACGCUGUAUCUUGCUUAUACCCCCAGUGAUCUGAAUAAUCGUUUCACAGGACGUCUUGAUAAUGUUGGUAUCUGGAACAGCGACAUCUUUUCAUUGUCUGGCCAGUUCUGCGACCCACCAGCAUCUCUUCUCAGCGCAUCAGCUGUUGCUUAUUACCGCGCUAACUCUGGCCAGGGGCGCACACUGGUCGAUGAUGCUGGUAAUGAGCACGCUACUCUUGUUGGCACCGCCAUGUGGGUCCCGGGUGAUUUGUUGCCUUGUUCCAUCUGCACUGUCUAGACCGUGGACUGUACUGUGUGCAGUCGCUAAAGUACUGGCUGUCGAGUAUUCGCCAAACCUCACGUGAAAACAGUGUUAGCUUCUAAAGCAGACCUGCUGCAAUGUGUGCAGUGUAGUGCACUUCCUAGUUUACUAAUCUUCUGUCUCUUUGGUUAUGCUGUAACUGUUACUGCAAAGUAUCAGUAAUUAGUGUAUCAGUUGUAUAGGUGAAUGUUUGAUCUUGCUGUAUAAUAGUAGCAGUACAACAAUCUUUCAAGUUUACUGAUGUUUAGUCAUUGCCAUCUUGGUCUGUGGGUUGUUGAUAUGUACUCGGUGCUCAAACUGCUCUUCUUUUUCUUCUUCACCCUAUUCCACUACUGAUAUUCAGCUGACUUGCACUGUAAUGCCGAACUGCAGUCACGGCAGUGCGGCAUGCAUUAUAGUGGUGUGACGACAUAGCAUAAUUAUAGUAUGUGACGAUGUCACGUCAUACCUA